AUGACUUUUUUGGCUAGUCAUCAACGCGAAAGGGAUCAGAUUAAUCAGGAUUUCCAAAGCAUGAAUAUCAAGGCCAGUAUUAUCCUAUCUAAUGAAUCCAUUCUCAUUAGCGCCGUUGAUAAGGAAGAGUAUAUCACAGCUAUCAGAUAUUUAUCCACUGUCUUUAUUACCAAAUCGCUAACAGUACGAGAUCAAAACCUGUAUCUACCACGAGAUUUACAAGUCUUCGAGAAGGAAAUGACUAAUGGAAUAUCUGAAUGCAAAAAUGUUUAUUCAAAAAUGAAAGUAGACAAUAACUUUCAAUCAUGUAUGAUUACAGUUACUGGAAAAGACUAUGACGUAUAUCAGGUUCUAAUGAAGUUUACUGAGCGAAUAAAUAGAUAUCACAAUAUAAAAACGGUUAUCACGCUAGAAUUAACAGCGUUAAAGAUGAAUUAUGUGCAAUCAUAUAUAGAGAAAAGGUUCAAGAAAUUAUUAGAGCAAUAUCAUUGUGAUUCGGGUAUUGAAUUUAAUCCCCAAGCUGAAAAUCAACUGAUUGAUAGUGAAGCCUAUGGCAAAAUGCAAGUCACAAUUCAUUGCCCAAUAUGCCAUCAAGGAAUAGUCAAGGAGAAGAUUUCUAAACUUUUCAAUGAUAUUACUACCGAAGAACACUGGAAUAUUAGCAGAUUUUCAAGCUUGAGUAGAUAUCUCCAAAAUAGAGCUAGGAGAAAAAUAUUUAUCGAAUCACUUCAAAAAGAAUUCCAGUGUACAAUCCGAAUUAAAAGCGAUAUCCAAUCUCUACAUUCGAUAUCCAUAAAGCAUGAACUAUUCAAAAUCCAAAAUAGAUUAGAAAAGGCUGCUGAAUCGAAAUUGGGAAACACCCUUGAUGAAAUCAAAAUUAACGAAAUCACUAUUAAAAUCGUUCGCGGAGCCCUGGAAAAGAUUAAAGCAGAUGUCAUUAUAAACUCUAUAGAGCUCGGAUCUUACAGUGUAGGGAAACUUGCAAAAUUAUUAUAUCGCGCAGGUGGCCAAGCCUACCAAAAUGACUGCGAUACAAAUCUAGCAGAAUUAACACUAGACAAGAUUGGUAUAACGGAUGGUAGUUAUUUUCAAAGCAAGGCAGUUUAUCAUAUUCCAUUUCUAAGCUCAAACAGAAAAUUACCGUGGCUUAUUGACAAAAUUAAUCAGUGUAUCAAAAUAGCUCACGACAAUUUAAUGACAUCUAUUGCGAUACCUCCAAUUGGAGCUGGGAAUGUGGGCCUCCAUAUCCAGGAGGUUGCUCGAGGAAUGAUCGAUGCUGCUAAGGAAUUUGCCCUUCAAAAUUCGCUUAAAACUAGUUUAAAGACUAUUUAUGUUACUGUCUCAUUAAACGAUCAUCAUACUGCCUUUAGGCAAGCUUUACUUAAUGUAAAAUCAGAAAUAGAUCUUAUUAAUAACGCAAUAAAAUCAAAAGCUAUCCGGAACGAAGGAAAUGGUGGUAAAUUGACUCUACUUUAUUCCGCAAGAUGUUGUAUUAAAGAUCAGCAGAUAUUAAUUCUUGAUAUUUACAAGGGAUCAAUCCAACAUUCCCAUGCAAAAGCUUUAUUAUCUUUAAUAGAAAUUUGUGCAAGUCAUCUAGAUGGCUACGCAGUUAAUUUCCAAUUUCAUGGAUCUGAUUGCAAUAGUAAUCAGUCGUUGCCUCAAGGACUGCAUGGAGUUAGUAUUUGUUCUCAAGACCCAAUCGUAAUUAAGGCAUGCCCAUAUGGAAUGCUGGAAAACUUUGAUGCUUUGUUAAAUUACGUUAACAGAGCUAAAGUAAGCUCUUUAGCAAUCCCAUUUCUUGGAAAUGAAACAGAUGAGAAGAAUAUUGGCUUACUAAUAAGUAAAAUUGAAGAAUUUGUGCAACAACAGCAUUUAACGAAGAACCUGCAACGCCUUGAAUUUGUCAUGAUUAACUGGUAUCGAUGCCUGGAAAUGACAAGAUGGAUACGAAAUCGAAUGAUUAAUUGUAGCUCUACUUCAUAUUAUAAAUGGAUCAUUUUUCAAGAUUAUUGUUGUAAGCCAUUAGAUAUUGAUAUUGCAAUUGCAGCAAAAGAUCGUGAAACUAUCCGACGGAUAAAAUCGAAAAUGUAUAAACUGAUGCCAUCGUUGGCAUGCAAAACACUGACAGAUGUUGAACACCUUACAAAUUUAGAAGAUCACAGUUGGAUCAGCUUGAAAUUAAAUAUGUGGAAUAAAUAUGGCACCGUCUUAAUUAAAGAAUCUAGCCAAGAAUAUUCAUUUAUUACCAUAUAUGGCAUUAGUGAAGAUGUUUGUUGUACGAUAAUAGAUCUCUAUCAAAAAAUACAACGCAAUUUACAAGAGAAAGCUAGUCAUACAUUGCAACAAUUUACGUAUGAAAUAGCACCAUGGCAGAUGAAAAUAGGUCAUUCUUAUUAUCCAUUUGACGAAAAAUUAAAUUACGAAAUUGAAAAAUAUUACCAACUUUAUCAAAAAGACAAGAAGUUUUGUCAAACGGCUUGUAUAGGUGGUGAACUCAAGGUGGUUAAUUUUGAACAGAUGAAUCUGACAUUGCAAAAUAGCAAUCGUACAUAUGUAAUUAGAAAAAAUUAUCCAGACUGCAUAAGUGUACCUGGCGACUGGGAAUACGACAAUAUUAAUGAGAUCCAAGACGGAAGAAAGAAUCGAGUAGAAAUAACCACUGCAAUAGAAUUAGCAGAAAUUUAUAGUCUACUAGGAAAUAGUAAUAUCGAAGUAACACAAGUGGAACGAGUACAAAAUUGGAAUUUAUAUCAACGCUAUCAAUUAAUGAAGAUGGAUGUAGCUAAAAUAGUUGAUGAAUAUCAGCCAGGGACGAUUGUAGAAAGGCAAUUAUUUCAUGGUACCCAGCUUAAUUUUAUCGAUAGAAUUUGCCAAGCAGGAUUUAACAGAGAUUAUUCAGGAAAAUCUAAUGGUGCAGCACUGGGUAUUGGAACUUAUUUUACCCAAAGUGCUGAAGUAGCUAAAGUAUAUGGUCCAGUGAUUAUAAUAGCACGCGUUUUGACAGGUAUUUUCGGAGAACCAGCCGAAAGAAGUCAACCCAAUUUAGGUACCAUACAAGGCAGCCAGACUAUAAAUCUCCAUUCAGUUCGUAACGAAAAUAAUGACUCUGUUUUUGUGGUAUUUCACGAUAACGCUGCUUACCCAGAAUACAUAGUGUAUUCAAGUUGA
Molecule: messenger RNA, 3168 nt
Organism: Trichoplax adhaerens
Lineage: Eukaryota; Metazoa; Placozoa; Uniplacotomia; Trichoplacea; Trichoplacidae
Exons: 7
Coding region: 1-3168 (1055 amino acids)
Biological process (GO): negative regulation of gene expression
Cellular component (GO): cytoplasm; nucleus
Molecular function (GO): transcription corepressor activity; NAD+ poly-ADP-ribosyltransferase activity
Source: RefSeq, a predicted model, not a curated record